This is a messenger RNA of Cylicocyclus nassatus, 690 nucleotides long. The record is from the annotation of a GenBank genome assembly. Lineage: Eukaryota; Metazoa; Nematoda; Chromadorea; Rhabditida; Strongylidae.
CAGUCAGUAUGAGUGUUACUGGACGGUUGCGAACGAUGAGAUGUGAACUAGGCUAUCUUCGUCGAGCAGAUGGAUCUUGUUCUUACUCGCAAGGGAAGACCUCUGUAUGGGCUAGUUGUUCGGGACCUGGCGAUAUUCAUGUUGCGCGGAGAGAGGACGACCAGAUGCAUUUGGAUAUCAGCUUUCGACAGUUGCAUGGAGACUGCCAAUAUCAUUACCUAAAUAACAUCAUUCAAGCUGCUUUGGAAACUGUUUUAGACUUGGAGAUGUUUCCGCGGACUGGACUGACGGUAACGGCCCAUCUUUUACAAGCAGAUGGUAGCAUCGGCGCCACGGCAUUGACUGCAAUCGGGCUGGCGGUGUUGGACAAUGGAAUUGUCAUUCGAGCUCCAUUCUGUGGGGUAGAAGUUUGCGAAGUUGAUGGUAAAUUAGUUUUGGAUGCAGAUGCGAGAACAGAGUCGAAAGCGACAGCUCAUUGGCUUUUUGUGUUCACGAGAACAGCGGAAGGAGACGCCGAAAUGAUUGCGUCGGAUUCAGUUGGACCAUUCAAAAUGGCCACAUUCGUUAACGCCCUCAGCCUAGCCCGAGAAGGAGCGAAGCAAAUCUUUACCUUUUAUAAGGAGAUGAUCGAGCGGAAGCAUAGUGUUGAUGUCCUGCCAUAAUUAUGUGGUAUUUCUUGUUGUUGUUGUU